CUUGAAGGAUGGAUACAAAUAAUAUUUCUCUCUAAAUCAAUCAUAUCAAUCAUUUUUAGGCAUAAGAAAUUAUAUAUUUGAAUGUCAAUAAACCCUCACUACAAGAAAAAUUGGUUUCAGCAACUAUAUUCUUAGCAACCAUAAGAAAAUGGUUGCUGAUAACUGGACUUUUGGCCACCAUUUACAAAAUGGUUGGUGAUGCCCAACCUUUGAGCAACCAUCAUAAAAUAAUUGCAAUAGACUAGGACUUAUGCAACCAUUUGCACAAUGGUUGCUAAUACCUAGCUCUUCUGCCAGAAAAUCAAUACAUCACCAACCAUUAUCAAAAUGGUUGCUGAUACUUGAUGUUUGAGCAACCAUUACUUAAAUAGUUGUCUAUUGAGCAAAGUUUGAGCAACGAUUUGUAAAAUGGUUGUCGAAAAGUCAAUACUUUAUCAACCGUUAUAUAAAUAGUUGCUCAAGCUUGUUGUUUGAGCAACUAUUAUUUAAAUGGUUGCUGAUUGAGCAAAGUUUGAGCAACUAUUUGAAGAAUGGUUGUCAAAUGUCAAUGCUUCACCAACCAUUAUAAAAAUAGUUGUUAAUAAUUGAUUUUUGCGCAACGAUUACUGAAAUGGUUGCCGAUUAAGCAAAGUUUGACCAACGAUUUGAAAGAUGGUUGCCGAAAAGUAAAUACUUCAUCAACCAUUGUCAACAUAGUUGGUGAUAUUUAAUGAUACUUCAUCAAGAACAUUUUCUUUUCGUUGAAAAAAAAAGAGAAUAUUUUAGUAAAUAUAUUAGAAUAUUUUUAUCAAUUAUCAUUAUAAUAAGGCAUUAUGUAUUCAUUCUAUAAUAUUUUUAAGGACGGUUUUAAAACUAAAAAUCUCAUGUUCUUACACUUGUAGGUAAUUAAAAUGCUUCUACAUAAACUCACUAUUUUCACUAUAUGACAAUGACCGUUCAACAAAUUCGUAUUCGACUUUAAAUUUAAUUAGUGUGUUAAAAGACCUUUUGUAAAUGAAUGAAAAAUUCUUUUAUGCCCCUAUCACUAUUGGAUCAACGUUGAAGUCUAUUAGUAUCAAAUACUAAAUUGGUUCAUCAAUAAUUUAUUUUUCUUCAUCAAACUAAUCACUGCUUAACUGUUUUAGGUGACUAAAUCAUAUAAUACUGAACCCAUGCCGAAUCAUCCAAGUCCAACUCUAAUCCAUACAAACUUUAUCAAAACCAUUCAUCUCAAUGAAUCUCCACCGUUUAUUCAACCAAGUACACAAAACCUUAUCUCUUUGGCUUUCUAUGGAUGUCGAACCCCAUUCCCUCAUCCAACGCCUCCACUGAUAAGUCUCCUCCCCACCUUCCUCUUCUGCCUUCCGCCGCCGCCGCUUUCUCAAAUUGAUGGGUGGCAUGCGCCUCCUCCUCCCUCCUCGAUUCUCUCUGGUUCCCACCGCCUCGUCGUCGAGGGCACAAGUCUCAAACCCAUUCCCAAAUCUCAACCCCAUUCCCAAAUCUCAACCCCAAAUAUGAACAAACAAAAACCCGAAACCCAUUCCCAAAUCCCCAUCCAAAAUCAGGUUACCUGGCGUUCCCUUGCCGUCGCCUGGCUUCCCUUAGCCGGAGACAGAGAGAUGGCGGGAGGACAGGGAGAGAGAGAUGGCAAGAGCACAACGGCGUGAGGAAGAAUAGUUUCCGACCUCAAGCGACUACCGCCGCGCUCCCUUGUUUCUCGGUGAGACUUAACGGCGAUGACGGAGACCGCAUCCAGGCUCUGGUCUCCCAGCUUCCAGCCACCUUCAACAGGGGAGUCACUCGAUACUACGGAUCUGAACAGAGGAAAGAACUCAAGGGGACCGCCCUCUUCUUUCUCUAGGCAGCAGCAAAGACCUGGGUGUCGAGAUCUUGGCGGAGGAAGGUUGCAGGAGAAGGAGCUGCGUUUGAGGAUUGAAUUGGGGGGUUUUUGCUACUGGCGAAGAAGACGACUUCCAUAGGAGCUAGGAAAUAGGAAAUGCUCCAUGGACUACUAUGGAUGGAAGUUCAUAAAUCCUUGGCUUGCUUCUGCUCGAUUUCGGAAUCAAUUGAUGAUGCGGCACUUGCCUUCCAUGUUUAAUAUGCUUACAAGAGGUACUUUUUUCUUUCCCUUCUCUCGCCCUCCAUCUGCCCUCUUUUGUUUUCUUAUUAUUGAUCUUGGUAGAGCUUGUUUAAUAAGCAAUUGUUGAUAACUCAAUAUGACUUAUACUUCUCUUUUUGUUGAAAUUACAGGUAGAUGCAUCAUUUAUUCAAAUAAUGUGAAGAAUGCUUGAAGAUACUAAGUAUAGGCUUGCUAACCAUUGAGAUCAUCUAAAUAUUCAGGAUGAUAAUUGUAUUAUGGAUAUGUGUAGGAGUAGAACACAAUAUUAUGUUUUGCCACUUUUCGUAAUAAGAUAUCAUUUUUGGAUUAAGAUUUAGAUCAAUUGAAUAUUAUUUAUGUUUUCUAUUGUAUGCUUUGAUUUGUUAAGUUAAUUUAUAGUUAGUGUUUAACUACCAUAUAAAUUAAAGGUUGGUUUAUAACUGUUCACAGCUCUCAUUCAGCUACCAUAGGCUAAAUAGUCUCUUAAACACACCUUUUGGAAACCAUAUAAUAAGAGUUGCCUAACUACCCAACCUCCACAGAUUGUUUGGCGACCAUAAAAAAAGGUCGCCCAAACCUCUCAUUUGACAACCAUAAACGAGAUUGUCGCUUGAAACGUCACCCUGUAGCGACCAUAGUUAUAGUUGUUCAAACUCUAGAUUUACGCCAACCAUUUUAUAUCGUCGCUGAAAACAUGUAAAAGCCAACCAUAAAUAGAUCGUCGCCAAACUGGUGUUCUGCCAACUAUACCCUAUGGUUGCUUAUAGUAUACAUUCAGCGACCACAUAUUAAAAGGGUCGCCUUGGACCUAUGCCAACGCAGUAUUGCCGACCAUCUUGGCGACCGUCUUUUAUGGUCGCAGAACUGUUUCGGCAACCAUUUUUUUAGUUUCAGCGACCAGUAUUGAUGGUUGCGGAAAGCAUAAUUUCUUGUAGUGCCUAUUAUAGAUUUAUAGGCAUAACUAUUUGACUAUAAUACAUUUGAAAACAUAUCAUCAGUCAUUUUAUCAUAGUAAACCAAUCAAUUUUGUUAUAGUAUACAGAGGCUAGCACUCGUCAUAUGAACUAAAUGGUGGAAAGAAAAUCUCCAUACUAAUGGUUAGGAAAAAAAAACAUUUCAAAAUCCCACCUGUUUCCAUUUUGAAGACUCAUCCUUUUUCCACUUUGAUAGUUCAUAUACUAAACACGUAUAAAGUGUUUAACACAUA
This is a messenger RNA of Linum trigynum, 3284 nucleotides long. NCBI's taxonomy places the organism in Eukaryota, Viridiplantae, Streptophyta, Magnoliopsida, Malpighiales, Linaceae. The record is from the annotation of a GenBank genome assembly.